Messenger RNA from Sitodiplosis mosellana (orange wheat blossom midge), 972 nucleotides. Its product is annotated as protein takeout-like. The coding region runs from base 166 to 906 and encodes 246 amino acids. NCBI's taxonomy places the organism in Eukaryota, Metazoa, Arthropoda, Insecta, Diptera, Cecidomyiidae. The record is from RefSeq and is a predicted model, not a curated record. The transcript has 6 exons.
UUCUUCAGUUUGUUUUGGUCGAUCUUAUCGAUUAGAUCGAUCUUGAUUUGAACAUUUAUAUUUUACAUGAAAUUUGAUCCUUUUUUCGAUUGACAAGCGACUUAUCAUUUUGUUAUCAACUUCAGUCAUUUUAAUUGAAAUAAAAAAAUACAAUUCUUCGCAAGAAUGUUCAAUCAAAUCUUGGUGUUCGUUAUCUUGUUUGUUGGUGUUUAUUCAUUCAAAUUUCCUGCAUCGAUACAACAAUGCAAAUUUGGUGAUACGGACUGUUUGCGCGAUGUAAUGACGAAUGUCAUUCAAACACAAACAUCAGGAAACGAAGAAUUCGCUUUGAUGCCCCUCGAUCCAUUGAAGUUAGACAAGUUGUCAAUCUUGCAAAAUCAAAACAGCCCAGUCAGUAUUCGUUUGAGUCUGUUUAACGUUACACUGACUGGCAUCAAAGAUAUUGUGAUCACAAAAGUUGUUGGUUUUGAAGAAAUACCAAUGAAAUCGAAAUUUGAAGUCACCGGCAAAACAAAGCGAUUGACUAUUUUCGGAAAGUAUAUACUCAGCGGAAAAAUUUUAUUUCUGCCAGUCACUGGAAAUGGAAAUGCCAAUUUCACUUUCGAAAAUGUCAACAUCGAUAUUAAAGUUAUUCCACAAACGGAGAUGAGAGAUGGAAAGGAAUAUGCGCCUAUAAAAAAUGUGAUAGUCAAGUUUUCGACAACCAAAUUUACACCACAUUUUACAAAUCUAUUGGUAAAAAAUGAAGGGAUCAGCAACAGUUUGAACGCACUGAUGCAAGACAACUCGUAUGAACUCUUCAAAGAAUUGAAAGUGCCGAUCGAAAAUGCAGUAUCUGAAGUUGUGAGAACAGUGCUCUCCGGGCCAUUUGGAAAAUUUGCUUAUCGUGAUUUAUUCCUUCCAUAGUGAUAAUAACGAUGUUAUGUUGUUUGAUCUUGUUAUCUUUUUCUUCUUGGAAAUAAAAUCACUUGA